AUGAGUGACAUCCAGCAAAUCACAGAAUGGCCAGCCUACAGGGUCAACCCACAAGGCGGCGAUCCACUGACCCAAGACUUGACUUCACCCUAUGACAAGGGCGAUCUAUGCUGGCUUGCAGUAUGCACGAUCUUGUGCUGGCAGAUCACUCCAGCCAUCGGCUUUCUCUAUGCCGGUAUGCACAGACGGAAAGCAGCAUUGACAAUGGUGUUCCAAUCGCUGUUCUGUGCAUGUGCUUGCGGCAUACAAUUCUGGGUAUACGGAUACUCUCUAUACCAAUCGCGAGCCACGAAUCCAUUCUUGGGCAACAUGUCGUUAGCAGGACUUCACAACGUCCUUGCCUCUCCUUCUCUCGCGAACACCGACAUUCCAGAUUUGCUAUACGCCUGCUUCGGCUUCACAUUUGUCACAGCUACAGCAAUGAUCUUGGCAGGAGCGAUGCUCGAGCGAGGACGUCUCUGGCCCAGCAUGCUCUUCUUGUUAUGUUGGACAACUUUUGUCUACUACGUUCUUGCAUACUUCGAGUGGAAUCCAAAUGGCUGGCUGUACAAGCUUGGCGUUCUGGACUUUGCAGGCUCUGGUCCUGUACACAUCGCAAGCGGAUUCUCAGCCUUAGCUUGGAGCAUGAUGCUGGGUCCUCGAAUAAGUGAUACGACUACGACUGAUCGACGGAAGAUCAUACACCAUAAGCCACAUAACCCGUUCCUCGUUGGUCUGGGUACCAUUCUGAUCUGGUUCGGAUGGUUUGCCUUCAAUGGUGGCUCAACGGCGAAUCUCAGCUUACGAUCAAUCUAUGUUAUGAUCAACACAAACCUCGCAGCAUGCGGCGGCGGCCUCGGCUGGGUCCUCCUCGAAUACUUCCACACUCACAAAUUCUCCAUAAUCGGCUUCUGCUCCGGAAUAAUCUCCGGCCUCGUAGGAAUCACUCCCGCCGCAGGUUUCGUUCCCGUCUACGUAGCAGCACUCAUCGGACUUCUCACUUCAGUCUGCUGCUUCUACACGAACAAAUACAAAUACCUCUUCUCAAUCGACGAAGGCCUCGAUAUCUUUGCCAUUCAUGGAGUCGGAGGCUAUGUUGGCGAUAUGCUCACGGGGUUCUUCGCAGCAUCGUGGGUGCCAGCCUUGGAUGGCGUUACAGGAGCAGCGUAUGCUGGAGGAUGGUGGGAGCAGAAUUGGAUCCAGAUGGGUUAUCAGCUCGCAGCUGCAACGACAUGUGCCGCGUGGUCGUUCGUCGUGUCUUGCAUCCUACUGUUCAUCAUCAAUAAGAUCCCAGGGUGCCAUCUCCGAGAGUCAGAAGAGGAUGAGAUCCGCGGAUUGGACUACAAGUAUCUGGCAGAUGCUGACUAUCAGUGGCUCAGCGGACAGCAGACUCCACUGGAAGGAGUUCCAAUCUCGAUUGGUGUUGAGUCAAGUAGCCAGAGGAGUGGAGAGAAGCAGACAAUAACCCCGCUGAAAGCCAAAUAG
Messenger RNA from Cercospora beticola, 1464 nucleotides. RefSeq names its product ammonium transporter. Gene Ontology annotation, molecular function: ammonium channel activity. NCBI's taxonomy places the organism in Eukaryota, Fungi, Ascomycota, Dothideomycetes, Mycosphaerellales, Mycosphaerellaceae. Gene Ontology annotation, cellular component: plasma membrane. Gene Ontology annotation, biological process: ammonium transmembrane transport. The record is from RefSeq and is a predicted model, not a curated record.